Molecule: messenger RNA, 317 nt
Organism: Tuber melanosporum (Perigord truffle)
Lineage: Eukaryota; Fungi; Ascomycota; Pezizomycetes; Pezizales; Tuberaceae
Exons: 4
Coding region: 30-317 (95 amino acids)
Biological process (GO): mRNA splicing, via spliceosome; P-body assembly
Cellular component (GO): P-body; catalytic step 2 spliceosome; U4/U6 x U5 tri-snRNP complex
Molecular function (GO): RNA binding
Source: RefSeq, a predicted model, not a curated record
CGCCACGAAAGCAAAAGAAUAAUCGAAAAAUGUCAGACGCCGACGAUACCAGUCCGAUCCAGGAGCCCCUUGACCUUGUCCGCUUAUCCCUUGAUGAGCAGGUAUUCGUCAAACUACGCGGAGACCGGGAAUUGAGGGGGAGAUUACAUGCUUACGACUCACAUUGCAACCUUGUCCUUGGAGACGUUGAAGAGACGAUAUAUACUGUUGGCGAUGAUGAAGAGGAUGAUAGUGUUAAGACAAUCAAAAAGCAAUCGGAGAUGUUGUUUGUUCGAGGGGACUCGGUUGUUCUAAUAUCGCCGCAGGCGCAGUCAUAA